Messenger RNA from Otolemur garnettii (small-eared galago), 1052 nucleotides. It is a transcript of the gene SUMO2, whose product is annotated as small ubiquitin-like modifier 2. The transcript has 4 exons. Gene Ontology annotation, biological process: protein sumoylation. Gene Ontology annotation, cellular component: nucleus. Gene Ontology annotation, molecular function: ubiquitin-like protein ligase binding; protein tag activity. The record is from RefSeq and is a predicted model, not a curated record. The coding region runs from base 166 to 453 and encodes 95 amino acids. Lineage: Eukaryota; Metazoa; Chordata; Mammalia; Primates; Galagidae.
CACGCAGGGUGGGGGGAGGGAGCGCACGACGUGCGCGCGACCUCUCCCUCGUCCACCGCUGCCGCCUCCUUCUUCUGCCGCUCCUGGUGGUGCCUGUGUGCUCGUUCGGUGCGGACCUGGUACCUCUUUUGUGAAGCGGCAGCUGAGGAGACUUGGGCGCUCGCCAUGGCAGAUGAAAAGCCUAAGGAAGGAGUCAAGACUGAGAACAACGAUCACAUAAAUUUAAAGGUGGCGGGACAGGAUGGUUCUGUGGUGCAGUUUAAGAUUAAGAGGCAUACACCACUUAGUAAACUAAUGAAAGCCUAUUGUGAACGACAGGGUUUGUCAAUGAGGCAGAUCAGAUUCCGAUUUGAUGGGCAGCCAAUCAAUGAAACAGACACGCCUGCACAGUUGGAAAUGGAGGAUGAAGAUACAAUUGAUGUGUUCCAACAGCAGACAGGAGGUGUCUACUAAAAAGGGAACCUGCUACUUUACUCCAGAACUCUGUUAUUAUAGACCAAGAUGACAUUCUCAAUUAGAAAACUGCAAUUUGGUUCCACCACAUCCUGACUACUACAGUAUAGUUUUCUCUAUUCUUUUCAUUUUCCCCUUCCCUAUUCCUUUAUUGUACAUAAAGUAACUGGUGUAUGUGCACAAGCAUAUUGCAUUUUUUUUUUAAACUAAAUGGCCAACGAUAUGUUUUGAUUGACAUCAGGUGGAGAUGGGUUGGGGAAAAAUAUUGGUUCUGUGAAAAUACCCCCUUUUCUCCAUUAGUGGCAUGCUCAUCUGCUCUUAUCUUUAUAUUCCAGUAAGUUAUUUUGCUCUCACUGUUUUAACAAAACAACAACAUGAAAAACCUUGCAUACCUUGUUCAAUUGGAGAAUUUUAAUGUUUUCAUUUAUCAUUGUAAAACCAAGGACAAUUUUAUAACUUUUUUGUACGUAGCUGUUACAUGUAGGGCAAUCUGUCUUUAAGUAGGGAUAAAUUACUCUAAAAAAAAAAAAUGAAUCCUAGAUAGUUUUCCCUUUAAGUCAAGCGUCUUGUUGUUUAAAUAAACUUCUUGUUUAAAAUGA